AUGCCUAAACCCCAUGAACGAGAGCCUCUCCUUGGACAAGAACCCGAAGGCCCAGGUGUCUUUGAACCGACAAUUAAGGAUAUUGAGUCUGACCCAUCAGCUCUUCAGCUUCCGCAAAUAGUUAGAGAAUCAGUUCCUCUUAACGACGAUCCAAGCAUUCCAGUGUUUACUUUCAGAUACUUCCUUUUGGCCACCAUUUUGGUGGUUCCUGGGGCAUUUGUUGGUACAUUGAACUCCUUUAGAACCACAUCAGCUGCUUAUUCCAUAUUUUUCGUACAGUUUGCAUCACAUUAUUUGGGAAAACAACUUGCAGCUAGUCUUCCCUCCAAAACCAUAGACGUUGGACUUUUCAAAUUCAACACCAACCCUGGACCUUGGUCCAUUAAGGAAACAGCUUUGAUAACUGUGACUGCCAAUAGUGGAGCCACGGGAAAUUUGGCCACCAAUGCGUUGGCAUUGGCAGAAUUACACUUCAAAGACACAGUUUCUGCUGCUGUGGCAAUCCCUUUUAUGUUCGCUAUAGUAUUUAUUGGAUACGCUUACGCUGCCAUCUGUAAGGAUUUGCUCUUAUACGACCCAGAAUACAUCUGGCCACAAGCAUUGAUGCAAUCCACAGUACUCCAGACCCAGAAUAAUACCCAUACGAGUUUGGGUCAGAAGCAGGUAAAACUACUUGGAGCUGCACUUCUUUUCAUGACUGUCUGGCAACUUCUCCCCGAGUUUGCCUUUCCUAUGGUUUCUUCGGUAGCAGUUAUAUGCUACAUGGCCCCUAAAAGUAAGACGCUCAAUUUUGUUGGUAGUGGCCUUGGUGGUAUAGGAUUUCUCAAUUUUACUUUCGACUGGUCCAACAUAACCUCCACAAUCAUGUUGUACCCGUACUGGAUUCAGGUGAUUCAGUUUGUGGCUUUUGUGAUAUGUUGUUGGAUCUUGAUCCCUAUCGUUCAGUUUACCGAAGCAGUCCCCAGUUUUGGCCUAAUGUCCAACUCUGUGUUCACUGAAAACGGAGAAAAGUAUCCCACGUCCCAAUUACUCACACCCGAGUUGAAGUUCAAUUCCACUGCUUACGAAACAUUGGGUCCUGCCAGACUAGGUCCACAAAGAGUUUGGAAUAUUUUCUUUGACUAUGCUGCUUACAUCAGUGGAAUCACGUGGGUGGUCCUAUUCGGCUAUGAAAACCUUAGUUCUUCCUUCAAGAAACUCAAGUUUAAAGUCACAUAUAAGGACAGAUUGAACGAGCUUGCAAGAAACUAUGAUACAAUUCCUCGUUCUUGGUACGUGAUCAUGUUCUUUAUUUCCUUCGGGACCCUUAUGAUAAUCUUUGGUUUCGGCCAAAUGUUUAUGCCUUGGUGGUGUUGUAUAAUUGGGUUAGGACUUGGUUCAAUCAUCGUAACACCUCUAGCCUGGUUGUACGCAUUGUCGAAUUUCCAGCUUCCGAUCGGAACUUUUAACGAGUUAUUCUAUGGAUACUUGGUACAGUCCCGGGAAGUGCACCCGGCCAGUGGGUCUGUAUUUGGAUCCAUAGCUGGGGAUGCUUGGUACCGGGCCCAGUAUCACCUAGAGUGUUUGAAACUCGGCUUCUAUAUUCAUUUACCACCCAGACUGGUUUUUCUAGCCCAAAUCUAUGGCGAGUUGGUGGGCAUUCCUGUCAAUUACCUUGCUUUGAGAUGGGUCUUGAGUUCCAAAAGAGACUAUUUGUUGGGAAACCUUAUUGAUCCACUCCACCAAUGGACUGGACAAGACAUCGAAUCCACUCACACAAAUGCUAUCCAGUACGUUGUUUUGGGACCUUCUCGGCUUUUCGAGAACUACCACUAUUUACCCUUGGGGUUCGUCCUUGGUGCUGUGGCCCCGUACGUAUUGUUCAAGUUGCAUAGGAAGUAUCCCCGAUUUGGCUUUAACUUCUGGAACACUACCGUGUUCUUCUCCAGUAUGAGCAAGUUUUAUGGGAACAUUUCCACUGGAGGACUCUCGAAAAUGAUAGGUGGUACGGUUACCAUGUUCUAUGUUUUCAGGUAUCAUCAUAAAGUCUGGAAAAAUUUCAACUACGUGAUGGCUGCAGGACUUGAUACCGGGUAUAACCUUUCAGUAUUGAUAAUUUUCGUGAUUACUUCGUUCACAGUGAUCAGGAUGCCCCACUGGUUUGGUAAUAAUGAGGACAGUGUUGAGAGGUGUUUUGCUUUAGAAAAGUGA
Messenger RNA from Yamadazyma tenuis ATCC 10573, 2190 nucleotides. It is a transcript of the gene OPT7, whose product is annotated as Opt7p. The record is from RefSeq and is a predicted model, not a curated record. Gene Ontology annotation, molecular function: protein heterodimerization activity; oligopeptide transmembrane transporter activity. NCBI's taxonomy places the organism in Eukaryota, Fungi, Ascomycota, Pichiomycetes, Serinales, Debaryomycetaceae. Gene Ontology annotation, biological process: DNA-templated transcription initiation; transmembrane transport. Gene Ontology annotation, cellular component: plasma membrane; transcription factor TFIID complex.